This is a messenger RNA of Leptopilina boulardi, 3175 nucleotides long. RefSeq names its product facilitated trehalose transporter Tret1-like. Gene Ontology annotation, molecular function: transmembrane transporter activity. The record is from RefSeq and is a predicted model, not a curated record. Gene Ontology annotation, biological process: transmembrane transport. The transcript is spliced from 2 exons. NCBI's taxonomy places the organism in Eukaryota, Metazoa, Arthropoda, Insecta, Hymenoptera, Figitidae. Bases 112 to 1572 code for a protein of 486 amino acids. Gene Ontology annotation, cellular component: membrane.
AAGUAGUUUUACGUUUUUGAAGUUCGUCACAUUACUCUAUUAACCUCAUUGCAGUUUUGAUGUUAAUUAAAUUCUAAUGAAAUACUUUAAAAUCAAUAAGAACUGAUUUAUAUGUUUCUGUGUUUUGUUUAUAAAAUGAAACUAGAAAGAAUUAAUAAUCGCGAAAUGGAAAUCUCCGUUGAAAAGGGUUCUCGAUCAUUACAAUACGCCAGUUCUCUGAGUGUUGCUCUUAUAGUCAUGGAAUGUGGAAUAAGUUUAGCUUGGACUUCACCAACAUUGCUACACUUGAAGAAAAAAGAUUCGGGAGUGUACAUAACAGAAAUUACAGGAGCCCUACUAGUGUCUAUAUAUUUUCUUGGAUGUUUAACUGGUUGCUCCUUCAAUCCUAUUAUAAUGGAAAAGUUCGGACGGAAAAAAAGUUUCCUUCUUUACUCUAUACCUGUAAUAAUUGGGUGGAUUAUGAUUACCGCAGCAAAUAAUUAUUUUGUUCUCUGCAUUGGAAGACUUAUAGUUGGAAUAGGUGAUGGGGGUUUAUUAGAAUUUAUUUCAAUUUAUCUCGGGGAAAUAACAGAUAAAGAUAUUCGCGGUAAGCUUUCAAUAAUGACAAAGUCAUCAAUGUUAGUUGGAGUUUUCUUCGUAAAUGCUAUGGGAACAUUCUUUACAUAUAGGACCUCAAAUCUAAUUUCGGUUGGUAUAUCUGUAUUAUUCUUUAUAACAUUUUUCUUCAUGCCGGAAUCUCCUUAUAUACAUUUGAUGAGGGGUCAGGAAAAAGAUGCAGUAAUGUGUUUAAUGAAAUUAAAAGGAUUCAAACAACCUGAAUCGGUCCAAUUAGAUCUUACUAUAAUGAAAAAAGCUGUUGUAGAGAAAGAAAAAUGCCAAAGCAAUUCUUUGCGUGAACUCAUUUGUAAUAAAAGUAAUCGCAAAAGACUAUUAAUUUUGUUGGUCGCUAAAGUGACAAGAAACCUUUCAGGCUCAGUUGCUAUUUUAUCAUAUUUACAUGAAAUUACAUUGCAAUCCGGAAAUUCUAACAGCGUUGUUCUUUAUAUAUGUUUAGUUAAAAUAAUUUCUAGUAUUGUAAGUUCGCAAAUAAUAGAUAAGGUUGGUAGAAUGUUAAUUUUUCUAGCAUGUGGAAUCAUAUGUACUUUUGCUCUUACAACGUUAGGUACUUUUUUCUUUUUAAAAUUAUUUCUAAAUUAUAGUACAUUAAAUAUAGCCUGGAUUCCAAUACUUUCCUUAAUUGCUUAUGAAAUUGGAUAUUACAUGGGAAUUAGUCCCGUUGGAUAUGUCUUACAAGGAGAACUAUUUCCAUUAAAAGUGAAAGGAAUGGCUGUUGCUAUUGUGUCUGUGAUAGAACAGUUUUUAAGUUUUGGAAUUGGAUUAGUUUUUCCGAUUGUAAACUAUUUUUUUGGAAUAUAUGUAAGCUUUUGGUUUUUUGCACUAUGUUGUAUUACUGGUACAUUAUUUGUUUUUAUUAUUACUCCAGAAACUCAUAGUAAAACUUUGGAAGAAGUAGAAGCGCUUAUUAUCCCAGCAUCAAAGAAAGCUGUAUUUAAACCAUUAAUAACAAAUUAGACUUAAUUAUGGGGAUCAGCUUGUUUGAACAUUUAAAAAAACCCAUUUUUAAUUCUUAUUGAUGAUUCAUUCGUACCUACUCAAAACUUUAAACACAUUUUACUCGAAAUAACAACACUUCCGUAAAGGUAUAUAUUGUAUUACAAUAUAAUUUGUAAUAUCAGUUUAUAACACCAUAUACAUCAAAAACAUGUAAAUUUGAUUUAAAAAAUUUUUUUGAGCAAAUAAAAAUUCACACUGAAGAAGGCCGUCAUUGCGGCUGAAACGUAUGCAUUUAAAAAAAUUAUAUAGAGUAGGAUGGGGUGAAAAGGACACUUUUUUACUUUUCAAAUGUAAAAUCAAAAUUUUAAUUGGUUCUGAAAGUUUAGUUUUUUAGCUUCAAAAUCCUGGCCGAACAAUCUUCGUAUCCCAUGAAAAGACAAAGUUAUAUAAGUUUCACCAAAGCACUGCAAGUGGUUUUUUACACCACCUGGUGGGGUGAAAAUGACACUUUACGAUUCGGGUAAAAUAUAUUAUCAAUUUUUAUUUUUUCUUUAUUUAUAUAACAAAUAAUGUUAUUUUAAUAAAUUUUAAAGAAAAUUAAUAUUAAUUCCAAUGUAAUAAAAAUAUAAAAGAAAAAUCUUCCUUCGCUUUCAACGACUAUACAGUCGUUUAUUAUGUUUGUUUAUGUUUAUUAUAAAAUAAUUCUUUUAUUUUACAAUAAUACUUUUUUAAUAUUUAAUAUGUUAAAUUUUAUUCUAUGCACAUCGGAUAAAGUAGAAAUUAGUGCCAACGUUGUGCACUUACAUUUAUAUUAUAAUUAAUGUAUGGAAUUAAAUACAAAUUACAGGUUAAUAAUACAUUUUUUAAUUAUAUAGUCAAUGUAAUAAAUAUUUUAAAUAUGGGGCGAAAUUCCUCAACUGUUCCCACCCCAAAAUUUAAUUUCAGUCGAUUCCUCUAAAUUUCAACUUAACAUAAUUUUUAUAAAACUUAUAUAUAAUAUUCAUUGUAAGUUGUUUCUCUUUUUUCAAUUGCUACUAAAUACUAUGUAAGGAAAACUGGUGAGGGCCUUACCACUUUUCCUAACGAAUACCCUACUUUUUAAAAUUAUAUCGUAUUCAAAUUUGUAAAUCUAAAAAUAUAUUUUUAAUUCAAUAUAAUUAAUUAGUAGUACUAUUCAUUGAUUAUUUAAUUAAAUAUAUAAUCGAACUGAUCUUCGUAUUUAUCAAAGCCAAAACGAAUGUUAAAUCGUUUUAGCGAUCUCUGUAAUCACUCAAUUAAAAAUCUAAACGGGUUAUAUCUUCGGAAAUGUGAAUUGAUUGAGUGCAUUUGUGUAAGAUUGGGUGUGACAUGAGAUGUUUUAUUCUUUGUUUUUUAGAAAAAUUGUCAAGAAUUUAUAAUUAAAAAUUCAAAUUUUAUAAAUAUUUUAAAAAAAAUUUUAUAAUGUUGCUGUUAAUGAAAAAUAAUAAUACAAUGUAAUGAAUAUAAACAUGAAACAUCAAUUCAAAAAACAAGAUUUAUUGAUUCGUUAUAUCAAAAAAAGGUAUAUCAAAUUUAAAUUAUUAUUGUUAAAUAAUAAUUAAAUUCUUAAAUCAUAACAAGUCUUAUUUGUAACAAAGUCAUU